AUGGAUGAACAACAGCAACAACAAGAUCAUCAUCACAAAGAGCUUCAGCUUUUACCUUCUCCACCGUCGACGGAAUCUCCUUUAAGGAAACUCCGACCAACAGUUACGACAACUGAUCAUCACCACCAUUCGUCCUCCAUGAUCCACCACGAUCUCGACCUCAAACUAUCCAUCAACCUCAGCACAAUCCCAACGGCGACGGUGGAGCAUCCAAGCGGUGGAGGCGGAGGAGGAGGUGUGGAGGCGCUGAAGUGGCAGGCAGCGGAGCAGAUAAGACUGGCUGCGAUAGAGAAGGCUUACGCCGAGAGGGUCAGAGAAUUGACUCGCCGUGAGAUGGAGAUGGCUCAGUCUGAGUUUGCACGUGCAAGGGUGAUGUGGCAGAAGGCAAGGGAGGAAGUGGAAAGAGCAGAGAGAUUGAAGGAGAGAUCAAUGACGAAGAUCGAUACGAGUUGCUUGGAGAUCACUUGCCACUCUUGCAGGCAGAGGUUUAGGCCUUGA
Molecule: messenger RNA, 498 nt
Organism: Microthlaspi erraticum
Lineage: Eukaryota; Viridiplantae; Streptophyta; Magnoliopsida; Brassicales; Brassicaceae
Source: the annotation of a GenBank genome assembly